GACAUGAGGAAACAUGUCAUCAUGACACUGCUGGACACGGAGCAGUCCUACGUGGAGUCCUUGCGCACCUUGAUGCAGGGUUACAUGAAGCCACUGAAGCAGCCGGAGAACUCGGUGCUGUGCGACCCGUCACUGGUGGAUGAGAUCUUCGACCAGAUCCCCGAGCUGCUGGAGCACCACGAGCAGUUCCUGGAGCAGAUCCAUGACUGCGUGCAGAACUGGCACGAGAAGCAGAAAGUGGGCGACCUCCUUGUGCAGUCGUUCUCCAAGGACGUGCUGGUGAACAUCUACUCAGCCUACAUCGAUAACUUCCUCAAUGCCAAGGAUGCCGUCAGGAUCGCCAAGGAAGCCCGGCCAGCGUUCAUAAAGUUCCUGGAGCAAAGCAUGCGGGAGAACAAGGAGAAGCAGGCUCUGUCCGACCUGAUGAUCAAGCCGGUGCAGAGGAUCCCGCGAUACGAGCUGCUGGUGAAGGACCUGCUGAAGCACACGCCAGAGGACCACCCUGACCAUCCCUACCUCAUCGAUGCCCAGCGCAACAUCAAGCAAGUGGCUGAGAGGAUCAACAAGGGCAUGAAGAGCGCGGAGGAGGUGGAGAGGAACGCCCGCAUCGUGCAGGAGAUCGAGUCCCACAUUGAAGGGAUGGAGGACCUCCAGGCCCCGCUCCGCAGGUUCCUGCGCCAGGAGAUGGUGGUGGAAGUGAAGGCGGUGGGUGGGAAGAAGGACCGCUCCUUCUUCCUCUUCACGGACCUGCUGGUGUGCACCACAUUGAAGCGCAAGUCAGGCUCCCUCCGCCGCAGUUCCAUGAGCCUGUACACAGCAGCCAGUGUGAUCGACACGGCCAGUAAGUACAAAUUGCUCUGGAAGCUACCGCUGGAGGACGUGGACAUUGUCAAAGGUGCCUCGCAAGCCACCAACCGGGAGAGCAUCCAGAAAAGCAUCUCCCGCCUGGAUGAAGACCUCAGCACAUUAGGGCAAGUCAGCAAGCUGGCGGAGACCCUCAGCUUCCCCCACCAGAGCCUGGAUGACAUAAUCAAGGACCUGAUGGCCGCCAUCCACCGGGAGCUGGCAGAGAAGCAAUCCCUGUCCUUCAGCAUGGCCUUCCCCCCCAACAAGGUGGAGCUCACCACCACCAAAGCCGACGGCACCGAGUCCUUCAUCUUUGAGUUCCCCAACCCCGACGCCCGGCUCAGCUUCGAGCAAGCCUUCGAGGAUGCCAAGAAGAAGCUGGCUUCCAGCAAAAACUGCCUGGACCCAGAGUUCCUCAAGGCCAUUCCCAUCAUGAAGACACGGAGCGGGAUGCAGUUUUCUUGUGCUUCUCCCAGCCACGGCAGCCCGGAAAGCUCCCAUGAAGUUUGGGUUUGCAACAGCGAUGGUUACGUGGGGCAGGUUUGUUUGCUCAGCAUCCGGAAGGAACCCACGGUGGAAGCAUGCAUUGCCGUCUGCUCCGCCCGGAUCCUCUGCAUCGCUUCCGUGCCCGGUCUCAAGCGAACAUAUAGCAGGGAGCGUGCCGAGCCGGUGGGCAGCCCCUCCUCGGAAGCGAUGCCAGGGCAGUCGGAGGACGCGGGGCCACAGCCGUGCCUCCACAUCUCCAUCUCGGGAUCGUCGCUGGAGCUCUCGGAACCGGUUGAUGGUGGCAACAGGGAGCUGGUACCCUUCGAUAGCGAUGACACGGAUGACGAGUCCUCACCCAGUCCCUCAGGGACGCUGCAGAGCCAAGCCAGCCACUCCACCAUCUCCUCCAGCUUCGGCAAUGAAGAGAUCCCGAGCUGCAAGGAGGCAACGGCGGAGACGACGAGCUCGGAGGAAGAACAAGAACCUGGUUUCAUGCCCAUCACUGGCACCUACGGCCAAAACCGACACGGCGAGAGCCCCACGGAUGGGCGAGCCCUGCGCCGCUCCAGCCGCGGCUCCUUCACCCGCGGCAGCCUUGAGGACCUCCUCAGCCUUGACCCUGAAGCCCAUCAGAGCUCCAUGUGGUUGGGUACCGAGGAUGGCUGCAUCCAUGUGUACCAGUCCUCGGACAACAUCCGUAACAGGAAGAACAGCAUGAAGAUGCAGCACGCCGCUGCCGUCAUGUGCAUCUUGUACCUGGAUAACCAGGUCUUCGUGUCGUUGGCCAAUGGGGAGCUCAUUGCGUACCAACGAGAGGCAGGCCACUUCUGGGACCCCCAAAACUCCAAGUCCCUAUCCCUGGGCUCGCCGGGGAGCCCCAUCACCAAGAUGGUGGCAGUGGCAGGGAAGCUCUGGUGCGGUUGCCAAAACCGCGUCAUCAUCCUCAACACCACCACGUUGGCGCAAGAGCACACGCUCCAGGUGGGACAGGAUGGUGGGCGCAGUGUCACCUGCAUGGUGAGCGCGGGGACCGGCGUGUGGGUGGCGUUGCAGAGCAGUGCCCAGGUCCGGCUUUACCACGCCACCAGUUAUGACCAGUUGGCUGAAGCGGAUAUCACCCCCCCGGUACACAAGAUGCUCGCUGGCUCGGAUGCCAUAAUCCGGCAGCACAAGGCAGCAUGCCUGCGGAUCACGGCUCUUCUCGUGUGUAAGGACCUGCUAUGGAUCGGGACCAGCGCCGGUGUGGUGCUGACCCUCGCCGUCUCGCCCAAAGCCGCCCCCACGUUGGUGGGACUCUCCCAAGGUCACACUGGUCACGUCCGCUUCCUCACUGCCAUCGAGCUGCCCGAUGGAUUCGACGUCCUCUUCCCAUUGCCAAGGGAGACAGGAGAUGAGAAACCAAGUGAAGCAGAGAAACGAGACCCCUCGCGUCCCCGUGCCCCCGCCCUCGCCCUCUCCAAACCCAAGAUGCUGGUGAUCAGCGGGGGGGACGGUUACGAGGAUUUCCGCCUGACCAGCAGCAGCGAGACGGUGGGCCGGGACGACAGCACCAACCACCUCCUCCUCUGGAGAGCAUGA
Molecule: messenger RNA, 2910 nt
Organism: Pterocles gutturalis (yellow-throated sandgrouse)
Lineage: Eukaryota; Metazoa; Chordata; Aves; Pterocliformes; Pteroclidae
Gene: ARHGEF17
Product: Rho guanine nucleotide exchange factor (GEF) 17
Exons: 20
Biological process (GO): actin cytoskeleton organization
Molecular function (GO): guanyl-nucleotide exchange factor activity; protein binding
Source: RefSeq, a predicted model, not a curated record